AUGGCUCUCCCAGGAAAAGCGCGGCUACAUCUCCUGCUGGUCUUGCUGGUGACCCUAUUCCUGUUCCUGCUCCUGUUCUCUACCCACCGUGACAACUCAGUCAAUGGAAAGUCAAGGCCCAUGCACGUGCUGGUGCUGUCAUCCUGGCGCUCAGGUUCCACUUUUGUGGGCCAGCUCCUGGGGCAGCACCCAGACGUCUUCUACCUGAUGGAGCCCGCCUGGCACGUGUGGGCAACCUUCCCCAACAGCAGCGCCCGCAACCUUCAGAUGGCCAUUCGGGAUCUCAUGCGCGCCAUCUUCCUCUGCGACAUGAGCGUCUAUGAUGCCUACAAGAAACAACAGCUACAGCCGAACCAGGCGGAGACCCUGUUCCUAUGGUACACCAGCCCAGCGUUGUGUUCUCCUCCGGCCUGCAGCCUCUUCUCCAGGGACCAGGUCAUCCUCCCGAGCCACUGCAGACAAGUAUGCCGUAUGCAGCCCCUGCAAGUGGUGGAGGAGGCCUGUCGGUCCUACAGCCACGUGGUGCUCAAGGAGGUGCGUUUCCUCCACCUACGGGGACUGAUCCCAUUGCUCAGGGACCCGGCCCUCAACUUGCACAUCAUUCACCUGGUGCGUGACCCUCGGGCCGUGUUCCGUUCCCGGGAACAUUUAGUCAAGGAUCUGGAGAUGGAUAGGCGCAUUGUCCUGGGGCCUCAGUGGCAGUCGCUCUCCAGAAAGGAGAGGGACUAUGCCAUAAUGCGCAUCGUCUGCCAGGCCCACCUAGACAUCUACCACGCAGUGCAGGCCUUGCCCCCGGCCCUGAGGCAGCGCUAUCUACUGCUGCGUUAUGAGGACCUGGUCAGGUCGCCUCUGGAGCUCACAGCCCAGAUGUAUGAAUUUGCCAGGUUGGAAUUCUUGCCGUGGCUGCAGAUUUGGGUGCAUAACAUCACCCGAGGCUCAGGCCUGGGGAAAUACGCCUUUGUGGUUGAUGCCAGGAAUGCCCUCAAAGUAUCCCAGGCCUGGCGCCAAGCCUUGCCUUAUGAAAAAGUACUGCAGAUCCAGAACAUGUGUCACCAGGCCAUGAGUUUACUGGGCUACCGGCUGGCCACUUCAGAGCAAGAGCAGAAAAAUCUGUCGGUGGAUCUCCUGUCCCCCUGGAUCGCGGCCGAGCCAGAACAAUGA
This is a messenger RNA of Suncus etruscus (white-toothed pygmy shrew), 1161 nucleotides long. It is a transcript of the gene CHST4, whose product is annotated as carbohydrate sulfotransferase 4. Lineage: Eukaryota; Metazoa; Chordata; Mammalia; Eulipotyphla; Soricidae. Gene Ontology annotation, cellular component: Golgi membrane. The transcript has a single exon. Gene Ontology annotation, molecular function: N-acetylglucosamine 6-O-sulfotransferase activity. Gene Ontology annotation, biological process: carbohydrate metabolic process; protein sulfation; N-acetylglucosamine metabolic process. The record is from RefSeq and is a predicted model, not a curated record. Bases 1 to 1161 code for a protein of 386 amino acids.